UGAAUGAAGAGUAAGAGUAGUAAUAAUAAGUGUAUGUAGGAUAGCGGAUACUGCUGCAUUUUAUCCAAACUCCACUCACUCUAUACUCUGUUUGCUUCUCAUUCAAUUCGAUGGCGUCCACUUUCUUCUCCGCUCCGUCACUAUGUUCUUCCUCUUCUUCAAUGUUUUCUACGCCGCUUAAAUUAUCCUUAAAGCCGAGUAGUGUCUCUAUUAUUCCAACCCUUCAAAACAAAAACCCCCUUUCCCUUCCCACCACUCUUCUUUCUCCAACUACAACGCGCUUCAGAAUCACUGCCAUGGCUCCCCCCAAGCCUGGUGGUGGCAAAGCUAAGAAAGUUAUUGGAGUCAUAAAGCUGGCUCUUGAAGCCGGGAAGGCUACGCCGGCUCCACCAGUUGGACCGGCUCUUGGUUCAAAGGGUGUUAAUAUUAUGGCUUUUUGUAAGGAUUACAAUGCUAGAACCGCUGAUAAACCCGGUUAUGUUAUUCCUGUUGAAAUCACUGUUUUUGAUGACAAAAGUUUUACUUUCAUAUUGAAGACACCACCUGCUUCUGUUCUACUGCUUAAGGCUGCUGGGGUGGAAAAGGGUUCGAAAGACCCCCAGGCACAAAAAGUAGGAAAAGUCACAAUUGAUCAGUUGCGUACAAUUGCUUCUGAGAAGUUGCCAGACUUGAAUUGCACGACUAUUGAAUCAGCUAUGAGAAUUAUAGCAGGCACUGCAGCAAAUAUGGGAAUUGACGUUGAUCCUCCUAUUCUUGAGCCCAAAAAGAAGCAACUUCUGUAUUGAUUUUUCAAUUUUUUCCCCAAGUGUAAGAAAGUCCUUGCGAUAAUAGAUCACACAGGAAAUUUUACUGUACUCUGUUGUCUUCUAAAUCAGCAAAUAGAACAUUUGAUUUCAACUAUUCCGUAUUACUUCAAUGAUAUUUAUAUAUAUGAUCACAUCAUUAAUAUCAGCCUCAGAUUUGGUGUUUGGUGUGGUUUUUUAUCU
Messenger RNA from Cicer arietinum (chickpea), 986 nucleotides. RefSeq names its product large ribosomal subunit protein uL11c. Gene Ontology annotation, cellular component: cytosolic large ribosomal subunit; ribosome. Gene Ontology annotation, biological process: translation. The record is from RefSeq and is a predicted model, not a curated record. Gene Ontology annotation, molecular function: structural constituent of ribosome; large ribosomal subunit rRNA binding. NCBI's taxonomy places the organism in Eukaryota, Viridiplantae, Streptophyta, Magnoliopsida, Fabales, Fabaceae.